UGAUCAGCUGUGUCCAAUCACAGCUGAUGACAUCUGUCAUGCUGACAGCUCGAGAGGAGAGCAGAGCCAGUAAUCGGCAUCCCUCGGAGGGGACAUGUACACUGAUCAUCAGGGCACUUGAUCAGUGUGCCAUGAUGAUCAGUGUAGCUCCAGCAGUGGCCACCUGUCAGUGUCUAUCAGUGCCAGCUGUCGGUGCUCAUCAGUGCAUCGUGCCAGUGCCCAUCAGUGCCACAUCAAUGCCACAUAUCAGUGCCUACCAGUGCACAUCAAUGCCACAUAUCAGUGCCCAUCUGAGCUGCCUUUCAGUGUCACCCAUCAGUGCCAGUCAGUGCCACCUAUCAGUGCUGCCAGUCAGUGCCGCCUAUCAGUGUGCAUCAGUGCCGCCUAUCAGUGCCCGUCAGUGCUGCCUAUCAGUGCCGCCUAACAGUGCCAAUCAGUGCCACCUAACAGUGCCCGUCAGU
Molecule: messenger RNA, 461 nt
Organism: Staurois parvus
Lineage: Eukaryota; Metazoa; Chordata; Amphibia; Anura; Ranidae
Source: the annotation of a GenBank genome assembly